Messenger RNA from Branchiostoma belcheri (Belcher's lancelet), 783 nucleotides. Its product is annotated as very-long-chain enoyl-CoA reductase-like. Gene Ontology annotation, biological process: lipid metabolic process. The record is from RefSeq and is a predicted model, not a curated record. The transcript is spliced from 2 exons. Bases 1 to 783 code for a protein of 260 amino acids. NCBI's taxonomy places the organism in Eukaryota, Metazoa, Chordata, Leptocardii, Amphioxiformes, Branchiostomatidae. Gene Ontology annotation, molecular function: oxidoreductase activity, acting on the CH-CH group of donors.
AUGGCGUCCGAGACGUCCAAAAUUUCCGGGUCCCCUUCCCAAGGCCACGUUUCGUCAGGUUUAAACCCUGUCGCGGUGAACAGCGUGACCUACCUCGGCACGAUCGUGGUCUAUCUUCUGGCGUUCUUUCUCCGUGAGUUCCCCAAGCCGGUCCCCUUCCCCGCGGCCGGCUGUCUUGUUCCUUCCGACGGCGACUUUGGAGAGUGGACCCCGGCUGGCUACGUGCUCAUGGCGCUGUGGUGCUUCCACUUCAUGAGGCGGUUUGUCGAAGUCCUGUUCGUCCACGAGUACAAGAGGAAGAUGAGUUACGUGGAGAGUGUCGGAGCGCCGGUGUACUACUGGUUGUUCGGCUUCUGGACCGGGCUGUCCCUGCGACCUGACCUGGGCUAUGUCAACACCUACCUUUCCAUGUUUGUUAUCGGCUGUUUAAUGUUUUUCGUCGGAGAGGUUGGCAACGGCGUGUCCCAUCUCCAACUACGGAGUCUGCGCAGCAACAAGAACACCCACCUGCUGUACCAGACAAAGUCGCAGCACGUCGUUCCUAACGGGUUGAUGUUCGAGCUGGUCUCCUGUCCGCACUACUUCUUCGAGAUCGUCUCUUGGUUGGGUUUUUCUCUGGCCACGUGGGCCCUGUCCGUUGUGGUGUUUCUAGCCGCUACCGUGCUGACUCUCUGUAUCUACGGCCAUAAGAAGCAUCAGGCUUACCGUACGGAGUUCGACGGUAGGGAGGGGAGGGAGCUGUAUCCACCGAACAGAAAGGCUCUCAUUCCGUUUGUGUUUUAA